CUGGACAACGGAACCGGAAGUGUCUCUGAAACGUAUGAAUAUUUCGCGCCAAACUCGUGAAACAAAGCAUUUCUCCUGAGCAGCCGAGGAGGACGCAGGCUCAUCGCAGCAUCGCUUUUCAUUUUAUUCAACUUUCAGUUUGGCUGGUAACAUGGAAGAGGCAAACAAGUUAAUUGGCCAGGGCAAGAAGCACUUGGUAAUGGGGCAAGUCGUGGAGGCGGUGAACACGCUUCAGGAGGCCUGUGGCAUGCUGGCCAAGAAAUAUGGUGACACAGCAGAUGAGUGCGGUGAGGCUUUGUUCUGGUGUGGUAAAGCGCUCCUGGAUUUGGCACGGAUGGAGAAUUCAGUCCUUGGUAAUGCUUUGCAAGGAGUUCCAGAGGAGGAAGAGGAGGAAAAACUUAAAGACUCCAAUGUGGAAAUGGAAAGCACUGAAAAUCUAGAUGAAAAGACCAGAGAUGAGUUGCGGGUUCAGGUCUAUGAUGCCAUGGCAGAGAAGAAGGAAGAGGCUACAGAAAAAGAUGCAGAUGGCAAAAAAGCUGAAUCUACAACAGAAAAAGCAGAUGAUGCCAAAGAGAAAACCGAUAACACUUCAGAAAUUACCAAAGAUUGUGCCACAGAAAAGGAAAAUGAGACUUCAGCAGAGAAACCAGAUGCUCAAAUUGUUGCUACUGAAGAGAAAGCUGAACAAGACAAAACUUCAUCUUCCAUUAAGGAUGACUCCAGCAAAGACUCCAAAGAGAAAGAUGAGACUGAGGAAAAAACAACUGAGAGUGAUGAGAACAAGGAGAAUGUAGCAGCAGAAACUGAAAAUGAAGAAGCAGAGGAAGAAGCAAAUGCUGAUGAGGAAAUGGAGGGCGAUGAAGAGGCUGAAGAAACUGAAGGUGAUGAGAAGGCUGAUGGCGAGGACACUGCUGAGAAGGGAAGUGAUGAUGAAGAAGUUGGGAAUCUGCAGCUGGCUUGGGAGAUGUUAGAAGUGGCUAAAGUCAUCUACAAAAGAAAAGAGACCAAAGAGGAUCAGCUCAUGGCUGCCCAAACUCAUCUAAAACUAGGAGAGGUCUCUGCUGAAUCAGGAAAUUACACACAGGCAAUUGAAGAUUUCCAAGAGUGUCUGAAACUGCAGCUAAAGCACCUGGAGUCAGAUAGCCGUCUUCUGGCUGAGACUCAUUACCAGCUGGGACUAACCUAUAGCCUAAACUGCCAGUACAAACAGGCCAUUGAUGAACUCAACAGCUCCAUCUCAGUCAUUAAGAGCAGACUGGAGAAACUACAGGAAUUGAUGGACAAAGCUGAGGGCCCCGAUGCUCUUCAAGAAGAGCGAAAGGAAAUGGACGAGCUUAAAGCUCUGCUGCCUGAAAUCCAAGAGAAGAUAGAAGACGCUACAGAGGGUCAGAAAACUGCCACUACAGAUGCAGAAGCAGUCAAGGGUGUAUUGGAUGGAAAUGCUGCUCCUGAAACUGGUGACAAGCUUACCUCCACAAAGGCUAAUGGCACACCAAGUGAACAGACCACAGCAACUGACAUCUCACAUUUAGUGAGGAAAAAGAGGAAACCAGAGGAGAGUCCAGUGAAGGAGGUGAAGAAGGUGAAACAAGAUGAAGCGGAGACCAAUGAAGUCCACCCAAAUGGUCACACAAACGGACAUAGUAAUGGCAUGGAGGUGGAGAGUAAGUGACUGUGCUCUUUCCACGUUGCCAUACCAACCUGAAUUCAUCUUUUUUUGCACGUCUUUGACAUUUGUAAAUGUGUUCAUAUUUCUGCAUUGCCUUGAAUAAAUAAACUUAAUACUUUUUAUAUCA
This is a messenger RNA of Boleophthalmus pectinirostris (great blue-spotted mudskipper), 1796 nucleotides long. Its product is annotated as histone-binding protein N1/N2-like. Gene Ontology annotation, cellular component: nucleoplasm. The record is from RefSeq and is a predicted model, not a curated record. Gene Ontology annotation, biological process: DNA replication-dependent chromatin assembly; CENP-A containing chromatin assembly. The transcript has 14 exons. Lineage: Eukaryota; Metazoa; Chordata; Actinopteri; Gobiiformes; Gobiidae. Gene Ontology annotation, molecular function: histone binding. The coding region runs from base 152 to 1672 and encodes 506 amino acids.